Molecule: messenger RNA, 741 nt
Organism: Arabis nemorensis
Lineage: Eukaryota; Viridiplantae; Streptophyta; Magnoliopsida; Brassicales; Brassicaceae
Source: the annotation of a GenBank genome assembly
AUGGGGAAGAAGAAUAUGAACAAACUCUCUUCUCUAUUCAAAACCGGAGCCGGUGGAUUACUCGCCGUUCCUCUCUGUUACAAUGCCAAAACUCUCUCGUUUCGAGUCGGUGACGACAUGAUCAAAACGGUAAACUCCGUCUUCUUCGACCACCACCACAACAACAACAAUGGAGAUUUAUUAGAAACCGAAACUCCCGAGUCAUGGUUCACUAACUCGUCCGAGACAGCGACGAGUCACUCAACCGAGUCAGAUCAAGACCUCGACGCCGAAUCUCUAGAGAUGGUCGUACGCGGAGUCGUUAGAUCGGAGAGAUUAUUCUUCGAUCCAGGAGUUACAAGCUCGAUCGUCAUCGAAGAGAAACCAGAUCGCAAAACAGAUCCGAUUGAAGAGAUUAGCGUUGCGGUGGCGAUGGAAUCGGAAGAUCCGUACGGCGAUUUCCGGCGAUCGAUGGAGGAGAUGGUGAGUAGUCACGGCGAGUUAGCUAAAGAUUGGGGAAGUUUGGAAUCGAUGCUUGCAUGGUAUUUGAGGAUGAAUGGGAAGAGGAGUCAUGGAGUAAUCGUGAGUGCUUUCGUUGAUCUACUCUCCGGAUUGUCUGAUUCCGGCGCCGGAAAUACGUCGGCGUCGGUGACGGAUUCUGCUCGGUAUUCGACGGCUGUAUCGUCUUUACCGUCGUCGCCGUUAUAUUCGUCGUCUUUAGGUCAAACGGAGAUUGAAGAAGAAGAGAGACGGAGCUGUUAA